Molecule: messenger RNA, 2132 nt
Organism: Punica granatum (pomegranate)
Lineage: Eukaryota; Viridiplantae; Streptophyta; Magnoliopsida; Myrtales; Lythraceae
Source: RefSeq, a predicted model, not a curated record
GCAAGUUGCAUGUCCAUGACGCGGACCCACAUGCUUGGGCCCAACGGGGAUUGCUCGAAAUGGGCCGAAGCUCACUCUGAUCCACGAGGAGUGGGCCCAGGGACUUGGGCCCAAUUCGUGGGUUCGGGGGGUUCUUCUUCUUCCUCCUCCUCCUCCUCCUCCAUCUUCCUCCUCCUCCUCCUCCUCUUCAUGUCACAUCACGGAGAAGAUUCCGUCGCAAUCGCAAUGGACAGAAUCGCGGCGGAUCUGCGGUUAGUUCCCUGCAAGAAAGAGAGCUUGCGCAAAGGUUUCGAGCAAGCCCUCCUGCUGGGGCUGCAGUGGGAGGAACUGGAGGAGCAUUUCGACUCCAUCGCCAAGUCCUUGGACGAGAGGCUCGAGAACCUCGAGGCUAGGGAGGGGUCCAUCGACGACAUUCUCCGGAAGGAGAAGGACUUGGGUUCGAUGGAGAGGAGGCUCGAGGAGUUGGGAAAUGCGUGCAGGGAGAAGGAGGAGUUGCUGCUCCGGGCGAAGGACUCGCUCGCUGGUUGUGUCCUGGAGGCCGAGGCUAAGGACAGGGAGCUGAUCCUGCUGGGGGAUUCCGUCACAACGAAGACGCUGGAGCUCGAGAUAAUGCAGAGGAUGAUCCAGGCCAGCUCCGAAGAACUCAUGUCGACGGAGGAGAGGACCGAGUGCGUGCUGGAAGAGCUCCGGGGUUGUUUGCGCGAACUUGAUUGUAAGAGGGAUGAGCUGCAGCUGGUUGUGAGGGCAUUCGACGAGUGCGUGAAGGAACUCGACUCGAAACGGAGGGAAUUCGCGAGGCUCGGGAAGUCCGUGGAAGAUCUCUCAGCAGAGGUGAGAUCAAGAGAGGGUAAACUCGAGGCUCUUGCGGAGGGUUCAGAUCGUUACUCCAUAGAAAUCGACCGGAAGAAAGAGCAGCACACCUCGCUCGAGAAGAUCUCGAGACAGUACUCGGAAGAAAUCGAAUCGAAGAAAGCAACUCUUGCUUUGCUCACCGAAACAAUCAACCGAGCCCGUGGCGAACUCGAGUUGAAAGAGAAAGAGCAUAGUGCGAUAAUCACCUCCAUCGAGAAGGAUAACGCCGAGCUCGUGAAGAAAAAAGAAGAGCUGGAGACCCUACUGAGUUUAUUGGUUGAAAGGGAGAAGGAACUCAAAUGUAGAGAGCGAGAGCUCUCUUCAAUCCAAGCUUCGAUAGCCGGAUGCUCCGAGGAACUAAACUCGAAGCACAAACAACUGGAUGCAGUGAGAAGAUCUCUAGCUGAUCUACGAGCUGCGCUCGGUUUAUCAGAGGAGCAAACUCCCCGUCUCGGUCCUGCCUAGGGACGUUUUCCUUCUGCAGCAAGCCCAGAAGAAACUGAAAUCCCAUCAUCCCAAAUUUCAGAGCUGAUACCACACGACAUUGGUAUAGAGAUUGGUCAGUGCAGUUACAUUCCUUAACUCUUGUUUUAGUUCAACAUUGCCUCCUUCACACGGUAGCACAGUAUAGAUUGAAGUUAGGCAUGCUAAUUACUUGGCAGAGCAUAGUUUAGUUUGUUCUUCAGACCGUAAUUACUAAUCCUUAUGAUUAAACGAAGUUAAUAUGAUCAGAAUUCGAAUUAUGGAUAGGAUAUGGGGCGGCACUUUGCCCUUUCUCUGUAUUUCUUCAUUUCCUCAUGAUCGGGAUACGAUAUGUGCACAAAAUGUGGAAGGAUGGAUCAGGUUUGGCACAAGCCUCUACUCAGGGAGAGCACUCUUAUCGAUCCUAUGGACAAUAACUCAAAUUGUUGCCCUCGUAAGUCAGGACCGGCUAUCUAACAAAGUGAGUUCUAAAUGAGUUUUGUGAGACGACAUAUACAACCAUACGAUGAAAAUGUACAGGGGGAGACCAGGGAAUGUAUAUCCGCAUAAUGAUAUGCGUGCUGUGGGUAUUCAGAAGAAACUUUUUCUCUGAUUGCGUGCUUAUAAUCAAAUUCCUUGUACUGGAAUUUCAAUUAGCUAGGAGAGGUCUUUCAGUUAGUGCAGUCUGCAGUCUUCUCGCAAAGAACGUUGCUCGAAAGAUCUUGACAAGAGUGGCAAAACUGCAUGUGCAUUAUAUUGCAAAUUUGGAAAGCAUAUUUUGAUAUAUAAAGGCAGGGGGCAGAAAGCUCUUUUUUACA